This is a messenger RNA of Brachypodium distachyon (stiff brome), 2075 nucleotides long. RefSeq names its product ERAD-associated E3 ubiquitin-protein ligase HRD1. The record is from RefSeq and is a predicted model, not a curated record. The transcript is spliced from 8 exons. The coding region runs from base 290 to 1774 and encodes 494 amino acids. Lineage: Eukaryota; Viridiplantae; Streptophyta; Magnoliopsida; Poales; Poaceae.
GUUUGCCGGCACAUCUCGCUGGCCGCCGCUUUGCAGAUCAGACCUCCUUCUCUCCGCAGUCCGCACGCGCACCUUCUCCCUCCUGGUUUGGACAUCACGCCGCCGCGCCGAGCGCCCUAGACCCCUCCCCUCGCCCGUCUUCCUCCUCACGCGAGCGCCGCCAUCCCUCCUUCCUUCUGGCCCAUCCCGCUGCCGAGCGCCGCCGCAGCCUCCUCGCCACCACCGCCGGCAAAAAUCAAGGUAGGGCGGCCGCCGUACCGCUCUACUGGGUCCUCUGCCUGUGGCGAAGAUGAUCCGGUUGCAGACGUACACCGCGUUCAGCCUGCUGGCUACGAUGUCGGCGGUGUACUACGCCUUCAGCAGCCGGGAGCAGUUCUACCCGGCGAUGGUCUACCUUUCCACGUCCAAGAUCUGCUUCGUUCUGCUGCUCAACACGGGCCUCGUUGCCAUGUGCGUCGCCUGGCAGCUCGUGAAGCGCCUCUUCCUGGGCACGCUCCGGGAGGCCGAGGUCGAGCGGCUCAAUGAGCAGUCAUGGAGGGAAGUCGUGGAGAUCCUCUUCGCGGUUACCAUCUUCCGCCAGGACUUCUCUGUCGCUUUCCUUGCCAUGGUCGCCGCCCUGCUCCUCGUCAAGGCGCUGCACUGGCUUGCACAGAAGAGGGUCGAGUACAUUGAGACCACGCCCUCCGUGCCUAUGCUGUCCCACAUAAGGAUCGUGUCCUUUAUGGCAUUCCUUCUUGUUGUGGACUGCCUCUUCCUGUCCAAGUCGCUGGGGUCACUGAUACAGAAGCGUGAGGCAUCUGUCGCUAUCUUCUUUUCCUUUGAGUAUAUGAUACUAGCAACGUCCACAGUAUCAACAUUCGUGAAAUAUGUAUUCUAUGUCAGCGACAUGCUAAUGGAAGGUCAAUGGGAGAAAAAGGCAGUGUAUACAUUUUAUUUGGAGCUCAUCAGUGACCUUGUGCACUUGUCUUUAUAUAUGCUCUUCUUCAUAGCAAUCUUUCUGAACUACGGUGUCCCACUGCACUUGAUUCGUGAGCUCUAUGAGACCUUCCGCAAUUUCAGAAUUCGCAUAUCAGAUUAUGUACGCUACAGAAAGAUAACUUCCAAUAUGAAUGAACGCUUUCCAGAUGCUACAACAGAGGAGCUCAAUGCGAGCGAUGCAACAUGUAUUAUUUGUCGCGAAGAGAUGACCACUGCAAAGAAGCUGCUUUGCGGGCACUUGUUCCAUGUACACUGUUUGAGGUCAUGGCUAGAGCGCCAACAUACUUGCCCCACAUGUAGAGCUCCAAUUAUCCCGCCGGAUAAUGGACGUGCGGCAUCAGCACGACAACAUGGAGCUCAACCUGGAGCUCAGCCUGCUGCAGGCACUGGUAAUCCGAGUUCGGGAGAAGCACCAAGUGAGAACGUGAACAUGCACCAAGCUAAACUUGAGGCUGCUGCUUCAGCUGCAUCCUUAUAUGGGAGAUCUCUUGCUUAUCCUCCAGCGAGUACUUUGAAUAGGUACUCAUCACCUCUGCAUGCCACAUCAAGUACUUCACAAUCAGGAGAAGCAAGCAGUUCCACUGGCAAUCCUUUAGCACCUCGUCCUUUUUAUUCACAUGGCCCAGUUGGUUCAAUAGCAAGCAGUAGAGACCCUCAAAUUUCCCUGCAAAAGGCAUAUGAAAACGCUAUAAGGAGCCAGAUAGAGAUGUUGCACAUCCAAUUGCAAAUGGUGCAGCAAGCGGCUACUCCAUCAGCAACUAACAAUGGCAGUUCUAAGCACCCGGAAAAUGAGUGAAGUUGUAAAUACGGGGAAGCCGGGGAUCUGGAUGUACAUAGAGAUUUGGUAAUACCUGAGGUGUGACUGACGUGAUGUCUUGUUGAUUUUGGUAUCAGUCUCUGUUAACAUCUGCUGUUCGUUUGUUUUAUCUGGUAAUUUGCUUACCCUAAAUCUUGUUGUCAAGUACGGAUUGUACGUAAGAUAGAAAUGCAGAUAUAUUGUGGCGAUGACUUUCACAGUAACUGUGGGACUAGGCAAAUACAUAUGCAUAAAGGAAUUUCGUACCUGCCAUCGGAAUAAAACAUUGUUUUUUUUAAAA